Messenger RNA from Diutina rugosa, 1416 nucleotides. Its product is annotated as Hsp90 cochaperone. Gene Ontology annotation, biological process: box H/ACA snoRNP assembly. Gene Ontology annotation, cellular component: cytoplasm; nucleoplasm. NCBI's taxonomy places the organism in Eukaryota, Fungi, Ascomycota, Pichiomycetes, Serinales, Debaryomycetaceae. The transcript has a single exon. The record is from RefSeq and is a predicted model, not a curated record. The coding region runs from base 1 to 1416 and encodes 471 amino acids.
AUGUUAACCCCCAAAUUCAGUCUCCGCCAGGAUGACGAGUUCGUGUACGUCGAUAUCGAGCUCAAACACAUCCGGUUGCUGCUGACGAAUGUUGAGAUGGUGGUGGAGGGCCCGCUUUUCGUGUUCUCGAUGCCCCCCUACUAUUUGCGCCUCCGGUUCCCUCACGAAGUGGUGGACGACGACGAGCGCAGUGAGGCUAAAAUUGGCAGUGAGGGCAACGUCGUCCACGUGAAGCUUCCCAAAGCGGUUAAGGGCCAGUUCUUCCCCGACUUGGACCUCCAGGCUAAGCUCUUAGCGCGUACAGUGACCACUACCGAAAACGACCAAAGCAACCCCAAGAAGCCCUUGAUCGAAGAACUUGACGUUGAUAACACUGAUGUCAAACAAAUUGAGGCUGACGGUAAUGCUCAUGACUGGGAAGUGGACCAGAAAGUGGCUGAGGACACCCCCUUGCCGCUCGCUCCCGAUUGCAAGUACGGGUUCAAUAACCUCUACCACGAGAUGGUGGGUGUGUCGGUGGUCAAUGGCAAUGAUAUCAAUGAAUUGGGUGAUCCUGAAGGUACUCCAGCGCCUGACCGUAUCCUCGAACGGCUUAUCAAGGAGAACGUUAAGUUUGACCUUGAGAUCUACGCCGGUGACUAUAUCGCCCAGAAACACUAUAGCCCAGCUGACGACGAUAAAGUGUACGCCGAUAUCCUCAAAUGGGAAGCUCCCUCAACAAAAGAGCUCCGCGAAUGGCGCCUGCAGUUUGGUCCGGGACCAGUGGCGGUAGAGUUCACUGAAAAGGAGCAGGAACUAAUGAUGAAGCUUCCCAGAAAGACGUACCUUGUCGAUAACGUCACUCCGAUAUGGGGGUUUGUGUGUCUGUUUUUGUUUGGCUACUUUUACGAGCUUAGAGGCCAGCAAGGGGACUUACUGGUGGAGUCGGCGUGGACGGUGGGUAAAUUGACCCCACAGAUAGCUGAUUUGGACUCACAGCUCGUUGUCGACAAUAAUGCUGAUUUUUUUGAAGCAGUGGUGAUUACUGGGAUCCGGCGAGCCUUAAGUUACCCAUACCAUCGCAAUUAUGAUAUGGCGAUGCGAGCGUGGCAAGACGUCAACGCGACCCUUUCUGGAGGUAAGCGGCUUUUGAUUCGCGUGCUUCUAGCGGCAAAGGAGUUGUUCCGCUUCCACGACGUCUACUACAUCUACGACAAGAUCUGGAUGGACGACGUGUGUACGUGGUUGAUCAGUGACCAAGUGAAGGACGUGACGUUGGACGCGUUAGCAGUGGAAAUCAAGGCCCGCUACGAAAAAGUGACGCGGGAUAAGGUGGUGUUUGAGAAAGCUGACGAGGAUGGCGAGUUUGUGGCGUGGCUGGUCCGCGAAGUCGACGAAAUGGCCGAGGAACUCUACCAGCAGCAUCAGCAGCAGUAG